AUGGGUAUCUGCAUAUCCGUUGCAUCUUCAGAGAUUCAUGGAAUCCCUCAAGUUCAUGAUGAGAAUGUCAUGAUAUUUGAGGCAAAUAAGGUUCAACAUGAGACUAAGAGACUUUGUUCUGUUUCCUCUAAACAAGGUACUAAAGGUCUCAACCAAGAUGCUGCAUCCCUCUACCAGGAUUAUGGUAUAGAAGAUGGAGCAUUUUGUGGUGUAUAUGAUGGACAUGGAAGGAAUGGACAUAUAGUGAGCAAGAUAGUAAACAAUACCUUACCAUCUCUCAUAUUGAGCCAAAAGAAUGCUAUUGAGAAUGAUACAACAAAAAAUGGUGUUAACAAUAAACAAAACAAAUUUUCAAAUAACUUUUUAAUAUUGAAAGAAGCUAUUCUUGGUGCUUUCAAUGUGAUGGAUGAUGAGGUGAAACAAGAGAAUCUAGAUUGUUCUUGUAGUGGAACUACUGCUGUAGUUGUCAUAAGACAGGGUAAUGGUCUUGUCAUAGCUAAUUUGGGUGACUCAAGAGCAAUCUUAGGGACAAUUGAUGAUGCUAAACUCAAAGCUAUUCAAUUGACUACAGAUUUGAAGCCUGGAUUACCUAGCGAAGCAAAGAGAAUAAGAAGAUGCAAUGGUUGUGUUUAUGCAUUAAAGGAAGAACCACAUGUUCAACGAGUCUGGUUGCCAAACGAGAAUUACCCUGGCCUAGCCAUGUCUAGAGCUUUUGGAGAUUUCAUACUCAAAGAUCAUGGUGUUAUUGCCAUUCCAGAUAUUUGGUAUCACCCUUUAACAUCAAAUGACCAGUUUAUUGUUCUUGCAAGUGAUGGGGUGUGGGAUGUUCUAAGUAAUGAAGAGGUUGUAUCAAUUGUGUGGAUGGUGGAAAGUGAGGAGGAAGCUGCAAGGGCAGUGGUGGAAGCAGCCACAGCUGCAUGGGCUAAGAAGUAUCCUUCCUCUAGGGUGGAUGAUUGCACUGUGGUUUGCCUUUUUCUGCAGAAGAAACCACAAAACUUGGGGUGUACGGAAAGUGGAAAACUAGGUUAA
Molecule: messenger RNA, 1029 nt
Organism: Lathyrus sativus (Indian pea)
Lineage: Eukaryota; Viridiplantae; Streptophyta; Magnoliopsida; Fabales; Fabaceae
Source: the annotation of a GenBank genome assembly